UCAUUUCCACAUAAAACAAUUUAUUGUGCUCCACGGGAAAGCUCAAGACAGCAAUGACGGUUCAAUACAGACGUCCUCUUUCCACACACACGCGCGUGUGUGUACGCACGCAUGUGAGGGCGUGUUAAUCCGCACACAGAACCCAUCAGCAUCAACCCCCCCCCCAUUCCUCCCCUCACUUAGACACUUUCAGCUGGUGGUGAAGGAUACGCGCGUAAGAUUCUCCAUCCCAGCUGCCCUCCACCCAUUCUCUUUCUCUCCUCCCAUCCCUCUCUCUGCUGUGCUCCGUCCCAGCUAACUACACGGUGGGGAUGGGUUCAGGUAGGGCCAGAAGGACCUGGGAAAAAAAGCACCAAGAGGAAAGCACCAUCUCCUUGAAAUCUUCAUCUCCUCUCACACAAAUGCAGUUUCCCAGCCUCAGCUCUUCGUUGGCUGCUCACAGGAACACAUAGACCCUACAGAGGGUGCCUGGGAGAGAUUUUUGGUCUUUGUGCUUUAGAGGGAUUCUUCACUUCACUCUAUGAAAGGAUAUCUCACUUGAACUUUGCAUCAUGGCACACGCAGCAUCCCAGCUGAAGAAAAAAGCAGAUUUGGAACUUAUAGCUGCUGAGGAAGAAAGAGAGAAAGAGAGGAAGAAAAAGCCCAGGAAAAGGUCCCGGGAUCCAAAGAAAAAGACUGACAGUAAUGCCAGUUACCUCAGAGCAGCCCGAGCUGGAAACCUCGAGAAAGCCCUCGAUUAUAUAAAGUCUGGUGUGGACAUCAACAUCUGCAACCAGAAUGGGUUGAACGCUCUUCAUCUAGCAUCUAAAGAAGGCCAUGUGGAGGUUGUGGCUGACCUUAUUAAACUUGGUGCCACUGUGGACGCUGCAACAAAGAAAGGAAACACUGCUCUGCAUAUAGCAUCGCUCGCUGGACAGGCAGAUGUCGUCAAGGAACUUGUAAAUAAUGGAGCGAAUAUCGACACCCAGUCUCAGAAUGGCUUCACACCACUCUACAUGGCUGCCCAGGAAAACCACCUGGAUGUCGUCAAAUUCCUCCUGGAUAAUGGAUCCAGUCAGAGCAUUGCCACAGAGGAUGGUUUUACUCCUCUGGCUGUAGCUCUUCAGCAGGGUCAUGAUCAGGUGGUGUCUUUGCUCCUGGAGAACGACACCAAAGGGAAGGUACGGCUGCCUGCCCUGCACAUCGCCGCUCGUAAGGACGAUACUAAAGCAGCGGCGCUGCUCCUGCAGAACGACCACAAUGCAGAUGUCGAAUCCAAGAUGAUGGUGAAUAGAACAACAGAGAGUGGCUUCACCCCUCUCCACAUAGCGGCUCACUACGGUAACAUCAACGUAGCAACCCUGCUCCUGAACCGCGGGGCUGCUGUAGAUUUCAAGGCGAGGAAUGAUAUCACGCCUCUUCAUGUGGCAUCGAAAAGAGGAAAUGCCAACAUGGUCAGGCUGCUGCUGGAGAGAGCAGCUCGAAUUGACGCCAAAACCAAGGACGGCCUGACACCUUUACACUGUGGAGCGAGGAGCGGUCAUGAGCAAGUAGUUGAGAUGUUACUAGAUCGUGGAGCACCCAUCCUCUCUAAGACAAAGAAUGGCCUUUCACCAUUGCACAUGGCCACGCAAGGAGAUCAUCUGCACAGCGUUCAGCUCUUGCUUCAUCAUGAAGUGCCCGUGGAUGACGUCACCAAUGAUUACCUGACAGCCCUGCAUGUCGCUGCACACUGCGGACACUACAAAGUUGCCAAGGUCCUUGUGGACAAGAAGGCCAAUCCUAAUGCCAAAGCACUGAAUGGUUUUACACCACUUCAUAUCGCUUGCAAGAAGAACCGGAUUAAAGUGAUGGAGCUGCUGCUGAAACACGGAGCGUCCAUUCAGGCUGUGACUGAGUCUGGACUCACGCCGAUUCAUGUGGCCGCUUUUAUGGGCCAUGAAAACAUUGUGACUCAGUUGACAAAUCACGGAGCAUCUCCUAACACGAUGAAUGUGAGAGGAGAGACGGCACUCCAUAUGGCUGCCAGGGCAGGACAGGCAAACGUGGUGAAAUUCCUGGUGGCGAAUGGAGCAGAUGUGGACGCCAAAGCCAAGGAUGAUCAUACCCCACUGCAUAUAUCCAGUCGUCUGGGCAAACCGGACAUAGUCCAGCAGUUGCUGCAACACGGGGCUUCACCCGAUGCCACCACCACAUCCGGAUACACGCCGCUCCACCUGGCCGCUCGCGAAGGCCACAAAGAUGUGGCAUCCAUCCUGCUGGACAACGGAGCAUCUCUUGGCAUCACUACCAAGAAAGGAUUCACUCCCCUGCAUGUUGCAGCCAAAUACGGGAAGAUUGAAGUUGCUAACUUACUGCUACAGAAGCGAGCGCCACCUGAUGCAGCUGGAAAGAGUGGACUAACACCACUGCAUGUUGCCGCACACUACGAUAACCAGAAAGUGGCCCUCCUUCUGUUGGACCAAGGAGCAUCUCCGCACGCUGCAGCGAAGAAUGGCUAUACGCCACUGCAUAUAGCUGCCAAGAAGAACCAGAUGGAGAUAGCGACCACACUGCUCGAGUAUGGGGCUGAUACCAAUGCCGCAACACGCCAGGGCAUCAGUCCUCUCCACCUGGCAGGCCAGGAGGGCAACGUUGACAUGGUCACGCUCCUGAUCGCCCGUGAAACUGCCAUCAAUCUGGGAAACAAGAGUGGACUGACCCCUCUUCAUCUGGCGGCUCAAGAGGAUAAAGUCAAUGUAUCAGAAGUGCUGGUUAAUCAUGGUGCCACAGUGGACCCAGAGACUAAGAUGGCAUAUACACCCCUGCAUGUGGCCUGUCACUAUGGCAAUAUAAAGAUGGUGCACUUCCUCUUGAAGAACCAGGCUAAAGUCAAUACCAAAACCAAGAAUGGAUACACACCUCUUCAUCAGGCUGCUCAGCAGGGUCACACACACAUCAUUAACCUUCUGCUGCAGCACGGAGCCUCUCCUAAUGAGCUGACAGUGAAUGGAAACACUGCCUUAGCUAUUGCCAGGCGCCUGGGUUACAUCUCUGUAGUCGACACGCUCAAAGUCGUGACAGAGGAGACGCACACUACUGUGACUGUGAUGGAGAAACACAAAAUGAAUGUUCCAGAAACAAUGAAUGAGGUUUUGGACAUGUCAGAUGAUGAAGUUCAUAGAGCCAAUGUGCCUGAAAUGCUUAAUGAGGACUAUAUUUCCGAUGUUGAUGAAGGUGAGGAUGCGAUGACAGGAGACACGGACAAGUACCUGGGACCGCAAGACCUGCGAGAGCUUGGAGACGACUCCCUCCCUCAGGAAGGAUACGUGGGAUUCAGUGUUGGAGCCCGUACGGCCAGCCUGCGCUCCUUCAGUUCGGAUAGGUCCAAUACACUCAACCGGAGCUCCUUCACCCGUGACAGCAUGAUGAUCGAAGAGAUCCUGGCGCCAACUAAGGACACGGGGGUCUGUAGAGAAAUGCUCUCCCUUGUUGAGACUCAUUAUAAGCACCUGGCUUUAGCAAAAGAUUACAACGCAGACUCAAUGAGACGCUAUAGCUGGACGCCGGACACUCUGGACAAUGUGAACCUGGUCUCCAGCCCAGUCCAUUCAGGGUUUUUGGUGAGCUUCAUGGUGGAUGCCCGCGGCGGUUCCAUGCGAGGAAGUCGCCACAAUGGUAUGCGCAUCAUCAUCCCGCCCCGCAAGUGCACUGCGCCAACACGUAUCACCUGCCGUCUGGUCAAGAGACACAAGCUGGCGUCCCUGCCGCCCAUGGUGGAGGGAGAGGGGCUGGCGAGCCAGCUGGUGGAGGUGGGCCCAGCGGGGGCUCAGUUUCUGGGCCCUGUGAUUGUGGAGAUCCCUCAUUUUGGGUCCAUGAGGGGUAAAGAGCGAGAGCUCAUUAUGCUCAGGAGCGAAAACGGUGAGACCUGGAAAGAGCAUCAUUAUGACUGCAAAUCUGAAGACCUCAAUGAGCUGCUCAAUGGCUUGGAUGAAGAGCUUGACAGCACAGCAGAUCUGGAGAAGAAGCGUAUCUGCCGGAUCAUCACAAAGGACUUCCCACAAUACUUUGCGGUGGUAUCACGGAUCAAGCAGGAGAGUAAUCAGAUGGGUCCAGAUGGAGGGGUCCUGUCCAGCAUGACAGUACCUCUGGUCCAGGCCUCCUUCCCUGAGGGUGCUCUCACUAAGAAGAUCAGAGUUGGAUUGCAGGCCCAGCCUGUUCCGGAUGAACCUGUGAAGAAGAUCAUAGGAAAUCGUGCCACCUUCAGCCCUAUAGUGACAGUGGAGCCUCGCAGGAGGAAGUUCCAUAAGCCCAUUACCAUGACCAUGCCCGUGCCUCCGCUCUCUGGAGAGGGUGUGGUGAAUGGCUACAAAGGAGACCCAACACCAAGCCUGCGCCUGCUCUGCAGUAUAACUGGUGGCACAUCACUGGCUCAGUGGGAGGACAUCACUGGCACUACACCUCUCACUUUUUUGAAUGACUGUGUGUCCUUCACCACAAACGUGUCUGCCAGGUUUUGGCUUGCAGACUGCCAUCAGAUCCCAGAGACUGUAGGUUUGGCCACCCAGCUCUACAGGGAGCUCAUCUGUGUGCCCUACAUGGCCAAGUUUGUAGUGUUUGCUAAAAUGAAUGACCCUGUGGAGUCCAGCCUGCGGUGCUUCUGUAUGACAGACGAUAAAGUGGACAAAACCCUGGAACAGCAGGAGAACUUUGAGGAGGUGGCCAGAAGCAAAGACAUUGAGGUGCUGGAGGGGAAGCCCAUCUAUGUGGACUGCUAUGGCAAUUUGGCCCCUCUUACCAAAACCGGACAGCAGCUGGUUUUUAACUUCUAUGCUUUCAAAGAAAACAGACUCCCAUUCUGUGUGAAGGUCAGAGACAGCAGCCAAGAGCCAUGUGGCCGCCUGUCCUUCCUCAGAGAGCCCAAAACUUCCAAGGGUCUCACUCAGACUGCUAUCUGUAAUUUAAACAUCACACUGCCAGGACUCAAGAAGGAUGUGGAUUCAGAUCCUGAGGAAGAGACUGAAAAGCCAGAACGACGUCAUACCUUUACAUCGCUAGCCUUACGUAAGCGCUACAGCUAUCUGACCGAGCCUGGAAUGAAAACAGUCGAACGAAGUACAACAAGAACACUGCCUGCUGGUUACGCUCACAAACCUGUCUUUUCAACAAGAUCUUACCAGGCAUGGUCGACUGCUCCUAUUACCGUCCCUGGGCAAACAAAAUGUGGACUGGUUUCCCUCUCCAGUUCACCUUCCAACACGCCAUCUGCUUCGCCACUAAAGUCUGUGUGGUCCAUUUCCUCUGCAUCUCCAAUCAAGUCCACCCUAGGAACAUCGAAUGCUUCUCCUGCAAAAUCAGUUAGCGAUAUAGCAUCACCCAUUAGAACAUACAGAUCUAUGUCAUCUCCAAUAAAGACUGUGGUUAAACAACCCCAAAACCAAGUUCAAAUUUCCUCCAGUCUCCUGUCUUCGCCAGGUAAAAUUGGCACAGAUCCGGUGUCCAUUAAGGGGCUCGCUGCUUCAUUGUCCUCAAGAGCUAACUUGACUUCAUCACCUGGAUCCAUCCUAGACAGAACUUUCACCACAGUGAAGCAAGCUGAUUCUAUAAAGUCAACCACAAAUACAUACACAUCUUUAUCAUUCAAAUCCACCGUGGCCCCCACAAGUAUAGCAGUGUCCUCUCCAAUUCGAAAUAUUACAAACUUGUCCUCUAUUAAAACGACCACAGAUACAGCUAGGGGUACAAUUCUGUCAUCGCUUUCUUCAUCAGCUAAGCCUACAAUAUCCAGUACUGAAACAGUCCUGUUAAACGGAUCCAUUUCACCAAUAAAAUACCCCUCUGCAUCUUCCCGUUUGUUUACAGGAGGGGCUUACAGCUUACAAGAACGGAUACAGGCCACAACGCAAGCAGCUACGGCCAGUGUUGGUGCAGCCUUCAGUGAGGCUGAGAAAUCACUUACUGCUGGCUCAACGUCAAACUAUAGUGCGCUAAAAUCUGUAUCUUCACCUUUAAGAUCAAAUUUAUCAAGUUCUGUUUACGAUACCCUUAGAUCACCAGCCACUACCACCACAUCAAUAUCGUCCAUUUCCAUGUCUGUUCCAGUAUUCUCCGUGGUCAAUGUGCUCCCUGAACCCCAGGGGAAGAAACUCCCAGAAAAAAUAACAAUCACACCUCAGCCACACACCCAAACACAUUCUUCUACAUCACGAAUUAAACCCUCAAAGCCCUCACUUUUUAUUUCCCCGACAGUCCUCAAAGCAGCUGCCUCACCCACAUUGACAUCCAGUCAAGCGAUUCUUAAGGACGUGGCAGAUAUGAAGGAAGAUUUGAUAAGAAUGACUGCAAUCUUACAAACUGACUCCUCGACCGUAGCCAAAAGCUUUCACUCACAUGUUUCUAAAGAGUCCAAAAUGGAGGAUGAAGAGCCCUUCAGAUUGGUUGAGAAAGUUAAAGAGGACCUUGUCAAAGUUAAUGCAAUUCUCAAAAAAGAUGUCCUGAGUGAGGCCAAAAGCUCAAGUAAAGACAGGGCCUCAGAGGAUGAAUGGGAAGAGUUCUCCAAAGAUGAAAUUGAGGAGGCACGACAGAGUGCCCUGCGUUCCAUGUCAACAUUUGAACCAACCUUUCCUGUUGGACCACAGUCAGUGCCUGACAAAGAUCUCAAUUUAGCUAAAGUGGUUGAUUACUUAAUGAAUGAUCUUGGUGCCAGUUCCCUUUCAAAAAUAGCUGAUGUAAAGAGCAGAUAUGAUGAAAUAAAGAAGGAAGGGGAGGAAAAACAGAAGCGUACCAUGAAACCGGAGCACAAACUCAAAAUGCCACCCACAGGUAUGCGGACCUCUCCCUCAGAGAAAGACUUGAGUAAAUUAGCAGACUCCUAUAGUGGCACAGAUGCUAUCCUGGAAUCUCCUGAUGACUUUUCCCAUGAACAAGAUAAGAGUCCCCUCUCAGAUAGUGGUUUUGAAACCAGAAGUGAAAAGACCCCAUCAGCUCCUCAAAGUGCAGAGAGCACAGGGCCCAAACCCCCCUUCACAGAUGUGCCUAUCCCCCCUGUCAUAACAGAAACCAGAACUGAGGUUCUUCACGUCAUCAGGAGCUAUGAACAUCCUGAGGAGGUCUGUGUGCCACUAAUGGAUGAGGCAGCAGCUUUGAAGCCUCCGGUUGAGCCUGAGCCAGCAGUUAGCUCGAUCAAAGAUAAGGUAAAGGCCUUGCAGAUGAAAGUCAGCUCUGAGGAACUGGCAUGCGUCAAAGAAGAAACUCAUAUCACCACUACAACUCGAAUGGUCUACCACAAACCUCAACUGAAAGAUUCUGGCUCUGACAGGAUUGAAGAAGCAAUGUCAGUCCGAGACAUAAUGAAAGCUUUUCAGUCUGGAAGAGACCCUUCCAAAGAAUUAGCCGGUUUAUUUGAGCACAAAGCUAGCCAAGAUGCCAUUAAAGGUGAUGAAUUGUCCCCACGGUUCCUCGAAAAGGACAAAAAAACCCAAGUUGAAAGAAUUAUUGAGGUGCACAUAGAAAAGGGCAACACAACUGACCCGACAGAAGUUAUAAUCAGAGAGACUAAAAGGCAUCCAGAGUUUACAUGCAAGAGUGACCGAGGUCUCACGGAACUCGUUGAAAGUGUUGAUGGUGAUUAUGAGGUUCUUCAAGAUGAGGAGGAACUUACUACUGAGGAAUCACUGCCAUUCUUCUUAGACACAUCCAGAGUCAAUACACCUAUUUCUCAAGAGGAAGAGUCUCGUCCCAGUUCAGCUCAGCUUACUGCAGAUGAGUCAUAUAAAGCUUUAAAACUUCUAAGCCAGCAUUCUAUAGAGUAUCAUGAUGACGAAUUAUCUGAGUUGAGAGGGGAGUCAUACAGGUUUGCUGAGAAAAUGUUGCUCUCAGAAAAAUUAGACAUAUCACAUUCUGAUACUGAGGACAUAUAUGGAGAAACAGUAGCUGGCCCCAGGAAGGAGUCCAAAUUAAAGUCAGCAAGGGAUGCAUCAGACAAAUCAGGUAAAUAUCCCCCACAAGAUGAGCAAUAUGACAAAGUUACAGUAUUACAUUAUACCACAGAACCCGGUAGCCCUAAACAUGCAGUCUGGAUGAGAUUCACCCAGGAUAGGCAGGACAGGAAUAGAGAGAAACUCAUAUAUGAAGAUAGAGUAGAUCGGACCAUUAAAGAGGCAGAGGAGAAACUGAGGGAGGUUUCACAGUUUUUUAGGGACAAAACUGAAAAGUUAAAUGAUGAGCUCAAGUCCCCUGAGAAAAAGAAACCAGCAAGAUUAUCACGAGAGACAUGGUCAGGGCCAAGCUCAACGUGCAGCAGCCCUGAGAAAAAGCAAAAGAGUGCAGCUGAGGAAUGGGACAAAGGCAGACAGAAGAUGUUUGGCAGUACAAACGAAAGGAAAAGUGCAAGUCUGCCAAACAGUCCCGAGAGGCAUGUGCUGUCACAGUUCUGUGAGGACAAGCCAAAACAGCACCAAGAUCAUAAGCAGGCAGAGACAGGUGAUGCAGGCCCCCCAGUCCCAGUUAAGACUUCUAGAGUGAGUUCUGUUCGACAAAAGUUUGAAAUAGAAGCGCAGAAACAGGAUCAGAAUGUGCCUCUAACACAGUCAAAACAACCAGUUAAAAAACUACCAGAAAGUAAAUUACCAGUAUAUCAGAUUUUCGCUGGUUCCAAACCCUCAAAAGCUGAUUCCACAGAUGAAGGAUACCCACCUCCUAGAAAACUAACAGAAACUGAUAAAAGUAGAGUAACCCCUCACAGUAGCAGUAGUACUAUUGUCUCAAAGCAAUUGGGUGAAAAAUGUUUACCUGAAAAAUCUAGCACAUCAGAUACUGUUGUAAAAAGAGCCUCACUUUUUGAGAAAAUGAAAGAUCAAGAGUUUGAUAAAACGCAAGAGAGCUCUACUAAAGUUCACUCUCAAAAUUUGAAAGAUGGAAAUAUUGCAGACAGGAAUAGUGCAAUUAAUGAUAUUAAAGAGCAACAGUAUUUAAAAGGUGACAUUAAAAAUGAGACAGUUAAAACAGCUUCCUCGUCUAAGGAUAAUAUCAAUAGGAAUGACUUUCAGAUAAAGACCCUUAAGAAAAAAACAGAAUCUCACAUUCCUGUGAGAACAUCACCUGGUUCCCCAGACAAUAAUCAGUCAAAGAAGGCAAAUCAAGACACAUUAACUAAAUUAUCUGAAAAGAGCCCAUCACACAUACCUACCCUGACCAAACCAAGGGUUCAUGGCCGUUCAGAGUUACAGAGAGAGGAAGCUGCAACAAAGAACUCUGAAGAAGUCUCUGCUGAAAGUAGAACAACAAGUGGUCUAAGUGACACUAGUUCAGUCGAAAAAAUAUCCACAGUUACAACGAGAGAAAGUUUCAAAGGGCUUAAAACUUUACCAGUCUAUGUAAGUGUUCAAGUGGGGAAACAGUCUGACAAAGAUAUGGGAGGAGGAGGAACCAAUGGAACAUUCAAAAAGAUGGCCAGCUCAGAAAGUCGAACAAUUUAUGCAGUUAAACAGAAACAGCCCACAUCUCCUCAAGGCAGCCCAGAUGAUGACACUUUAGAACAGUUCUCUUUUAUUGAUAGCUCUGGCAAAAGUCCUAUGACUCCAGAGACACCAAGCUCAGAAGAGGUCAGCUAUGAUCUCACCUCGAGAACCCCUGAUCCAUUUAUUGCAUUUAUGCCAGGUAUUGCAAGCCCAAUAGCUGAGGUUUCAGAGGAGUCAGAAGAUAGUGAACAAGGCAAAGCUAUUCCUUUGAAAGAAUCUGGACCAGAAAAAGGAGCCAAUGGUGAACACAAAACUGGCCAGGAGACAAGAGACAAAAGAGUUGCAUAUAUAGAGUUCCCUCCUCCACCACCCUUGGAUUCUGAUUCCUCACAGCCUGAGAAAAAAGGGUCGACUCCUUCCUCAGAGGCUGAGACUGAAAUGAUGGAAGUAAAUCUCCAAGAGGAGCAUGAUAAACAUCUUCUUGCCGAGCCUAUAAUAAGAGUCCAGCCUCCAUCUCCUGUGCCCCCAGGAGCUAAUGAUAGUGAUUCAAGUGAGGAGGAAUCUAUCUUUAAACCUAUUCCAAUAAAGAAAUAUACCUUUAAGAUUGAUGAGGACAAAGAUUUGAAGAAAAGCCCAUCAAAAAAGCAUGACAAGAAUGGGAAUGAUAAAGAACCAGAGGCAAAUAGUAAUGGAAAAGCAGAAGAUUACGAUUAUGAACAAAAUGGCAAUGAUCAGUCCAUCACAGAUUGCUCAUUAGCGACAACUGCAGAGUUCUCUCAUGACACUGAUGCCACUGAGAUUGACUCUCUGGAUGGAUAUGAACUUCAAGAUGAGGAUGAUGGCUUAAGUGAACCUACUGCCAAACCAUUUGGAUUUCCCAAUGAAAACAGAAAGGAUCUUUGGGCAUCAGAUAAUAUGUCUAGUCUAAGUGACCGUUGCCAAAGUAAACUUGAAGUAAUUCAUGAAGAAUCACCUGCUGAGGAUUGCAAAAAGACCAAAGCUAAGACUGAUCCCUCAAACAAAAAGAAUGGCAAGGACAGUGAAAAGGAUGGAAAACAGUCUGAUCAAGGAUUGUCAGACACUUACUUUAGUUACAAGCUAGAUGAGGAGUUUAAUACUCCUUUCAAAACUGUUGCAACAAAAGGCUUUGAUCCUUGGUCAAGCAAGGGAGGAGAAGAUGAAGUAGUGGACGCUAGAAUUAAAGAUGAUGAGCCCAAGCCGUUUGGGCUAGCAGUAGAUGACAAGUCUACAGCAACAACCCCUGACACAACUCCUGCAAGAACCCCAACCGAUGAAAGCACACCAACUAGCGAGCCAAACCCUUUCCCUUUCCACGAAGGGAAGAUGUUUGAGAUGACCCGCAGUGGUGCGAUUGACAUGAGCAAGCGGGAUUUUGUUGAAGAGAGGCUGCAAUUUUUUCAGAUCGGCCCUCAGAGCCCCUGUGAAAGAACAGAUGUACGUAUGGCUAUUGUGGCGGAUCAUCUUGGCCUGAGUUGGACUGAGCUGGCCAGGGAAAUGGAAUUUUCGGUUGAUGAGAUAAAUCAAAUCCGUGUGGAAAACCCAAACUCACUGACAGCUCAGAGUUUCAUGCUUUUAAAGAAAUGGGUUAGCCGAGAUGGUAAAAACGCUACGACGGAUGCCUUAACUGCAGUCCUGAAUAAGAUCAAUCGGUUGGAUAUUGUGACAUUGCUGGAAGGGCCGAUAUUUGACUAUGGUAACAUUUCAGGCACAAGAUGUUUUGCAGAUGAUAGCGCAGUUUCCCAGGAGCAGGCUGAUGGUUACCACAACAUUGAGCUGGAGCUCAAGAGUCCCUCAGAGCUGACCUAUGAACCCCCUACCCCUCUGCGCCAGGAUGAUUUCUUUGGCGAGGACAGUAGGCUAAAUUUCCCCUUUGGUGCCCCUGUUAGACCCAGUGAACUGUCCUUGCCAAUCACUAGUGGCCCAGUGUCUGCAGAUACCAAGCCGCCUACCGUCAUGGCAGAGGACACCUCUAUUGAAGGCCGAGAGUCUGUUAGCCAAGAGGAUUGGUCAGCUGAAGAUGACUUUGGUGUCAGCAAAGAAAUAGCAGCGCCCUCGGAACAACGUGACAGUGAGGGAACCUCAAAAGAAUCAGAUGUCUUCCCAAAAAGUCCAGUAAAAGAGCAGAAGGAAGUCCAACCGAAGCUUCCCGUUUGUGUCUCAGCCAGCGAGGCUCCUGGAGAGAGUGGCAAGUCUGGGUUUGGCGAAGAAGAUGAAGAGAUGACCCAAGAGAAAAUAAAGUCUCUCUUGGAGAACAUUAAGUUGGAGGAAGGCUCAGAGGAUGAGGAGAUGACUGAGGAGAGGCUGCAAGCGAUCCUCUGUGAAGUGCAGCAGGCAGAAAAAGACAUGUCUUCAAUUUCAGGUCUGCAGAGUGAGACAUCCGGUGCAAAUGGGAAGACGGCAACUUCUGGCCACGGACUAGAUACUGAAACACAAGGGCAAAGAGAGUCCGGCCAAGAACUAAUGUCCUCAACACCAGGAGUGCAAACUGAGAGGCAAAAUGGGGAAUAUCAAAAGCUCCAAGCCCAAGCUCGUUUGUCACCAGACGCCAGUGAGUCUUCCAGCAAACCAAAGGGCAAAGCUAGGAAAGACUCUGGACAAGAAGUGAGCAGCGAGGCUGUAGAGGACAGAGGACCAAACCACAGGGGGGAGGACAUUUCCAAGCCUAAAGUCCAGCAGGAAGCUCGUAGAGAUAAUGAAUCCAGCUCUGAUGAGGAAGAAACUGUCACCACCAGAGUGUAUCGGCGGAGAGUGAUUCUGAAGGGUGAUCAGGCCAGAAACAUCCCUGUUGAGACUGUGACAGAGGAGCAGUACACAGAUGAAGAUGGAAACAUAGUGACCAGAAAAGUCAUCCGGAAAGUGGUGCGUCGCACAGCUGGUGUGGAGGACAUAGGCAGGAGAAAGCGUAGGAAGCGUUCCCGGCAGGCCAAUAGGGCCGAGCAGGAGGAAGAGGGGGGCCCCGGGCCCCUCAGAGAGCACACUGAGGCUGGAGAAGGAGAGAAGGGCAUAAAGAAGGAAGGAAGACAAAGGGAAAAAAUGGGUCAACCGUAACAGUUGUGCUCUUUUUGAUCUGAAAGUGUUUCAGAACCAUUUUCCUAUGAGGAGGAUCACUGGAAACGUGCAGGAGGUCAGGGGAUGAGGAUCAUGUGUCUGCAGCUUUCAUACAACAAAUGGUUUUCAGCCAGACGACUUUUGAUUUAGCAUGAGCAUGAAAAAAACAACUGGUUUCUGUCAAUAACACGGAACGGCUAAUGAUUGAGAGGACGUUUCAGUCGACUGGGGCGUCUAAUUCGAGAUGCUCCACGGCAGCGCCUAAGCACUUCCGUGACCAAAGAGGCCACGUAACAUACUGCAGAUUGACAGAAAUGGAGGGACUCGUUCGAAUCACCUUUUACACUCGCCUUACGUUUUUUUCCUCUCGGACACAUAAUGUCGGGGUGUAUAAUGCUGUUGGAGCUUAUUUUGUACAUAAAUUACACUGUAUAAAUUCGAAAGUGGCUCAGAAUGUUGUUAAUGCACUGGCAAGUGUGUAGGAAUGAACUACCAAUUCUGAUUCCAAUUUUAAGGGAACACUUCGGUGUAACUUCACAUGCACUUGUAUAAUUAUUAUCAAGAAAAAUGUUUGUAUAUGAAAAAAAGCCAGCUUGAUUUUAACAACGGAUGUUUCUUUCAAACCUACUGCGGUUUUCAGUGGUUACAUGCAUUGGAGCCGCUGUAGUUCUGUUUUAAGACUUAUUCAGAGUACUAAUAUUUUCAUGCAUGUGAUUCACUUUAUUUAGAUUUUUCUAAACAGCAUAACACACAAGAGAUGGGGAAGUGAUGUUCUAUAUGUAUACACUCACUCACAGUCUUGCUAAUUCUCACGCUUUUUUUUAGAAAGAUGACGGUAUCACAACACCAUUGUUCAGCUUCACUAAAAUACACUGUGUCCCAUUACAUCACAGCCGCCGGGUUCCCUAUGCAGUUACAGAUACAGCUGAAAUCCGAAUGCUCACCGGUAUGCGUCAUGUUGAUUGACGUGAUGCAUUUUUAACUGUUCUCAUGUGUAUUGGAUCUAAGAUGUAGAAGUCUUUCUGUCAGCCUGUCAUUUGUAGUCAUUCUAGCAGUGUAUUACUACUUUUCAAGGCUGCUGUGGUUUUGGGGGCAAUUUUACUUUGGUUUUGGUACAUUGAGAAAUCACCCAAGCAUUCAUGGAUGAUAGAUCUGGUAACAAACGUAUGGAAAAAAAACAAGCAUACACUGGAUGAUCAAACUAAUUAUUUAAGCUUAUAAUAAAUUGUGUUCAAAUC
This is a messenger RNA of Sinocyclocheilus anshuiensis, 13723 nucleotides long. RefSeq names its product ankyrin-3-like. The record is from RefSeq and is a predicted model, not a curated record. Gene Ontology annotation, molecular function: protein binding. NCBI's taxonomy places the organism in Eukaryota, Metazoa, Chordata, Actinopteri, Cypriniformes, Cyprinidae. Gene Ontology annotation, biological process: signal transduction. The transcript is spliced from 49 exons. Bases 552 to 12485 code for a protein of 3977 amino acids.